ACAUAAACAAAGGGGGUGUCACGCAGUAUGGACGACCUGGGCAAUCUACGGUGACAGGGACUCUUGCACACCUGUCGGCAAACCACCAAAGGCUAUACCAGACCCACCUGAAGAUGGAAUGAGACUUAAUCACCUCACAAGCAGUUUGAAACGAUUGUUGUAAAAGGUCGCCCUGUCAUUAAUAUUCGGCUUUUGUCCCACAUUUUCGUGGUCCCUUUCUGUGACGCUAACGCGGCGAGGAGACCCCGACGGCGCCAUCUUUUGUGUUCGAAUCGUGACGUCACAACGCGCUCGGCUUUGUGGGACGGCUUUUUGGAGAAGGGGGCACCAAACCCGGGUAGAGACUUUGGCAGCUGAGGGCGACACCACGACAGGAGGUUACCGGAGAGCGAUCGUACUCACAGUCCGGCACGCUCUCACUCAUUCAGUCGGCGCCUCAUAAGGUGGACGACAAAGACGUCUUCUUUGGAGAUCUUCCAGUGAACAUUUGUAACUGCUGAUUUCUUCGACCUUCCCAGGGCUACUGGUCCUCAAAAUGGCGGUCAAUCCCAUGAUGCUGUGUGGUAUCCUGAUCCUGAUGGUUGUUGGAGACUGCGCACUUGGCGCCCCUACGAUUCUUCAUAAUGAACGCCUGUCCCUUGACGGAUGGACCGACACCCAGAGCCCGUUCGUCCCGUGCAAAGAAGACCAAGAGUGCGGUCAUAACUUCAAGUGCUCGGCGACAUCCUGGUACCAAGUGGACGGCGACUUCCCCCGCAUCUGCGUCCCGAAGACCCCGACUCGCGGCGAGAGCAACCCUCCUGCGUUCGUCACGAACCUCAUGUCUCCCGGAGAGCCCGGUCGGUAUAACCUUUACUACUGUUACUACGACAAGGAGUGUCCCACAGGGGGCGUGUGUAAAUGGGUGAGCAAGCUUGCCUCCGGAAUCUGCCUCUACCCGGACAGCAAGUUCGACUUCACCGAAUUCGCCGAACCGCCACAGCACAGGAGCGCCCCUAGCAAAGUCGUUCAGUACUGCAGCACCAACGAUGAGUGCUCCUCGGGCGAGUUCUGCCUGAAUGAGGAGUGGAUGACCAACCUCGGUUACCUUGACUACGGCGUGUGCAUGCCCAAGGGAUACAAGUACGGACCGGACAACUUCCCAGUGCACUUCCAAUCCGAACCGACAGAGGUCCAACAUCGUCAGGGCGCCGACCCGUACGAGAGACAAACCUUAGCCGUCGGAAACGCCCUCCCUGAGAUGGGAGAUCCUAACUCCAUCAUCUACUGCCACUCCGACAUCGAGUGUCCCAGCGGACAGUACUGUCUCUUCGGCGCUUGGGAGGGUCUGUUUGGGAAGUUCGACUAUGGCGUGUGCAUGCCCAGAAGGCCGGCGGCGAUGACACCAUGCACCAUGAGCUCGCAGUGUCCCCAGGACGAGUACUGCUCGUACGAGGGUCUUUGUAAGUCCAUGUUCUCCAACCAGCAGAUGGCAUCCGGUCAGGUCGCAGCCGCCCCACAGGCCCAGCCGGUGCCACAGGCCCAGCCAAGGGUCCACUACUGUAAGUCCAGCACUGAGUGCACCGUUGGCGAGUACUGCUUGAUGAGGCCCGAGAGUUGGAAGAAGUUCGGCUCGUUCGACUACGGGGUCUGCAUGCCGAGGGUACCCGGACAGCAGGCCAUCCCUCAGCCGCCUUCCGCACAAAACCCGCCCGUCAACGUCGCCCACGCCCGCUGUUCCUCCUUCGCAGAGUGCCGCACCGGCGAGUACUGCUCCCCUGACGGACGUUGUCUCCCCAUGUUCAUCAACCAACCCCUGGCCGCGGCAAACAUGGAUCCAGGUGCCAUGGGGACUGAUCCGUCCCAGGGCCCGUCCAAAGUCAUCUACUGCAAGGGCAACAACGACUGCCCCGUCGGAGGCAAGUGCGUGAGGGGCGAGUGGACGCAGUUUGGCAGGUUUGACUACGGGGUGUGCAUGCCGAAGGACUGGCGACCGUCACUGACCGGACACGCCGGCGGAGGCAACCUCAUGAUCCUCCCGCAGAGCAGCGACCCGCGCUCGGCAGGAAACCAAGCCGAGAGCAUCAAGUACUGUUCCCAGGACAACCAGUGCGGGUUCGGUGAAGUCUGUCUGCACGGAGCCUGGACUGAGAUGGGGAAUUACAACUACGGCGUGUGCAUGCCCAUGAACACCGGACUUCGCUCUGCUGCCGACGACGCCACGGGACAUCUCCGUCAAUCCAGCGAUCCCGGGAAUGGAAACGUCAUCUGUACUGUCUGCAAGGACGACAACGACUGUCAUUCCCAGGACUACUGUACCGCCUAUCUGGGCAGCGAUGACGGCUUGUGCUGGCCUCGGCAAGGCGGACCCACGCCCCCGAAGGUGCCUGGCUCAACCAUCUGCAAGCAGAUGACGGCAGACUCCGCCAAGAGGUGCAACGGUGACCGGGACUGUCCCGUUGGUCAGUACUGUAACACCUUCCUCCUGUCGCUCAGCCAUCAGGAGGGCGUCUGCAUCCCGAAAGGAGACGCUCCUGCAGUCGUGCCGCCCGCGCAGUACCAGCCCGUGCCGCAAGACGACGACUCCACCCUCUGCAACCUCUGUAAGACGGACCAGGUCUGCGGUAGCGGCUUCUACUGCACAGCGUACCUCGGGAGUGACGACGGCGUCUGCUGGCCUCGGCAGGGCUUCGGUCUGCUCAACGUCAUCCCCGGAAAGACCGUGUGUAAGAACGGCGCUCCCGACCUCGGGUUGCUUCUCCCCGCACAAGCACAACCCGUGGCCACUGUUUCUACCCCACUGGGUAAGGUGAGGUGUAAGCUGUGCACCAGCAGCGCAGAGUGCCUAUCCAGUGAAUACUGCACGGCCUACAAGGGGACGGACCAGGGGUUGUGUUGGCCCAACCAGGGUCCGCUGGUUCCCGAAAACCUGGUCCCAGGCGUCGACCUCUGCUCCGGUUCCCCCAACUUCAGGAUGUGCAAGACCGUCGCGGACUGCAACAAGGAGACGGAGUACUGUACGGCCUACAAGGGAGACGACACCGGCGUGUGCUACCCUCGCCUUGCCUCCAUUCCAAGCAGCGGCAGCUCGGGCAGCAGCGCCCCCUCUGGGAGCGCACUGGAAGCGCAGGCUCAGCCGGUAGCCGUGAUCGGCGAAGCCAGUUCGCUGACAUCCGUGACGGGCUCGGCGUUCGCGUGUAAGCUCUGUUCUGCCGACGGCGAGUGCGAUAGCUCCGAGUACUGUACGGCGUACAAGGGCAGCGACAAGGGUCUGUGCUGGCCCAAGGCCGGCGUCCCGGGCCCUCCCAACCCCAUCCCGGGCCAGAGCUUCUGUAACUACUUCGGCGGAGGUGGAGACGGAGAUGGCGGGGACGGGGACGGAGAUGGCGCCAAGCCGAGCACGGAAAUCAGGCUGUGCAAGAACGACAACGACUGCAAGGCGAAAGAAUACUGCACCGCCUACCUCGGCAACGACAAGGGCGUGUGCUGGCCAGUAGCCGUGGCCGCUGCUCAAGUUCCUGUCGCAGAAAUCCAGUUCCAGCCGGUUGACAAACCAGACUCUGAUGGCCAAGGAGACGACAAGCCCGACAAGAAGCCAGCAUCGUCCACCCUCUGUAAACUCUGCAAGAAACAAGACGCGUGUGCCAUCGACGAGUACUGUACCGCCUAUCUGGGUGACGACGAGGGCAUCUGCUGGCCGAAGAUCAACGCACCGGCCUUCUUCCCCGGUAUCUCCAUCUGCCCGGUCAAGACGACCACGCCGCAGCUGUGCAAGUCUGACAGCGAGUGUAAGGAAGACGGGAAGUACUGCACCGCCUUCAUGGGUACCGACUGGGGCGUCUGUUUCCCCAAAGAGGGAGGAGCCAUGUACAAGCAGGAUCAGCCAAUGAAGUUUGAGUUCGAAGCCCUGGUCAUCGACCCAGAAGCGCUGGCAAAAUCCCGCCUGAAAGAAGUGUCCAGUUCAGAAGCAGAAAGUGGCGGAGACGACGACUCCGAUUACUUCGACACCGACAAAUUCCUGCAAAAAUUGGUCGUGUAGAAAAGUGUCUUUGAUACCUGUCCUGGCGAGAUAUUUUCAGAGGUGUAUUUUUGUUCUGUCUACUCUAAGAAGUAAAAAUGGUUUUAUUGGUUCGAAAACAAAUGUCAAAUGGGGAAUUGAAAUACUAGCACACCCUAUUUGACACUGGUCGCACUGUCAUUUGUGUGGCAUUCUCUUGUCAAGAGAUUAAAACAAACAUUUAGGUACUUCAGAAUUCAUACUAGUCUGCUAUAUUACGCACAUGUCCCAAUCACACUUUGGGCGUACUUUGUCAAAAAGAAUGCGAAGAAUCGCGAAGUACGGUGUGUAUUUCAAUAUUGUAAAUGUGACUCCAAGCACUAGAUUUGCACACACAAGAAGUACAAAAAGAGACAUUAACUAUGCAAUUAUGAUCAAGUUAGUUUACUACUUCCAUUUAUCUAACAUUUGUUAUUAUCUGCGGCGUAUUCCUGUCAAAGAACAUCGGCAUGUGACGUCAUGAAAUUCUUUUGGUCAGCCAUUUUGUUUUACCCUAAACGAUCCCACCAUGCACUGGAUGUUUUAUUUACGAAUACAAGGGCAUGUCCUUGAUAAAAUGGAAUUUUGCAAUAUGUUGAUCGAAUUUCUUGACUUAAAAAAAUGAUCCUUUUCUUAUGAUAACAUUGCAUCACAAUGCAUAAUGCAUAACCGGAUAACUUUGCCGAUGUUCUGAAAAUGUCAUACUACUGCUAAUGAGGUUGAAAUGUAUUUAUUUUGCUCUUUGGUCUAUAUACAUUUAUAAAAUGUCAUUUAUUGUAUAUAAUUUGGUUGUAAUUUGGUGUUUUAUAUGAAGCUAAUAGCUUUUUUUCUAUUGUGGGUCUUCUAUUUGUUUUGUUUUUUAAGUUGAUAGGAUAGUCUGGAUAUUGUUACUUUAGUGCGUUUUAUCUGUGUUUCUGUCUGUUUGUGUUACUUGUACCUUAUAAGGAUUUUAGUGUUUAUUUAUUUGAGAUAAUUCACUACAAUGUCUUAAGAAUCAAGAAAACUAAAAAAAAAACAAGUCCAUACCAGUAUGCUACGCUUUCUUUAAUUUAUGCACUUUGCAGAAUUACGCGAUGAAUUUUAUAAUGGCCAUAAUUUAUUUGACCUGUAUAAGUUGCCUAGGAUAAGAAAAAUCACUGUGUCUUGGGUGAUAAUUCAUAAAUUCUUUAGAGUAACAUAAGUCCUUCUGUUUCACUUCUGUUUCACUUCAAGUUCUUAUUAGGAAGACAGCAUAUACUGUACAGUAGCAGCAUUCCUACGGACAGAGUAGUUUGUAACAUGUUUACAUGUAGUUUAACGUCAAAACCAGACAAACCUCAUUUGUGAGGAAACAAUCCACUAUGUGAAACAUUGCAGUAACAUAUGUCACGAGGGAAUGUAUUGUAUGUACAUGUAUAUGUUACUAAGGUGUUACUUUGAUGCACAUAUACGUUUCCGGUAUGCUACAAACUGUAUAUCACAUGCAAACACAAGACGUAUCAGGCAGCUCCAAGGAUCUCUGUUAUAGUAUCAAGAAAUAUACAGAAACUCUUCAGUAUAUUUUGUAUUCUGAAUAAUUCCGACACAGAUAUCAAUUUGUAUCGCACGGUUAGCUUAGACCACGUGGAACGACGUUCCGUGUAUAGUAGUACCUUCUCAUACAAACAUUCCACAUGUUGUUAUUCUGCAUAGUUUUAUGAACGAUUUUUAUCUUAAACUGGUGCUAACGAGUGAUAAUCUAUAUCUAAGCGGGAUUUUUCAUAAGUUAUUAAAGGGUUGGUAAAAAAACACCAAA
Messenger RNA from Branchiostoma floridae (Florida lancelet), 5789 nucleotides. RefSeq lists its product as uncharacterized. The transcript has 4 exons. The record is from RefSeq and is a predicted model, not a curated record. Gene Ontology annotation, biological process: negative regulation of Wnt signaling pathway; multicellular organism development. Gene Ontology annotation, cellular component: extracellular region. Lineage: Eukaryota; Metazoa; Chordata; Leptocardii; Amphioxiformes; Branchiostomatidae. Bases 536 to 4018 code for a protein of 1160 amino acids.